Messenger RNA from Linum tenue, 2894 nucleotides. The record is from the annotation of a GenBank genome assembly. Lineage: Eukaryota; Viridiplantae; Streptophyta; Magnoliopsida; Malpighiales; Linaceae.
AUGAUCAUGCUUUGUGAUUAAAAGCAAGUUCGAUAAUAGAGGUAAUUGAUCCCUUGAUAAACAAUUCACAUGCGAUAUUUCACUACAAGCAAUAUUGAACCCAUCCACAAAGUUCAGUGCAGUCAUUUCAUGAAUAAGUAGUGUGUAGGGAAUUGAUUUUGAUAAUCGCCAAAAGCGUGCAUCUAUUCUCCCACCAUCAAUCAAGGAAAGAUUAGAAUGAGGGUAUAUGAGAAUUUCAUUUCAAAGUUAAACGGCAGCAGCAAAUUUCACUCAUAUGAACUAAUCCUGAUGGAUGUUUUAAGUCCGUACCGUCAUAGGUUCUCCCAGAUAAAAAUGCCAGGUCUCUGCACAUGGGAUUCGAUGAAGCGCAGACACACAUCCAGAAGGAAGCAAGAAGUAAAUAGAGGUGCUCACAGGACGAUCAACCUUAUAGGUAGACGGAAGGUGAGAGGUGGAGAGCGUCACGGAAGUGUCCCUAAAGGUUUCAGCGAAGAAACCACCUUCUGGGUGCGGCUGAAGAUUCAAUCUUUUCACUAUCUCUGACGCAGAAGCCAUCGCCUUUUCGGGGGGCAGAAGCAGAAAGAUGAGAAGAGAGUAAGAUGAUGUACCAGUUGCCGGCUGAAGAUUAAUUUUAUGUCUCCCUGCAAAACCCUAAUACCCAGGUGGGGAGAACACGUGUCACUUGAAGAGGCAAUAAACAGUCAGGAAGAAAUAAAACGUGUCGAGUCCAAAUUCGGGGGCCUGACCGACUCGUCCUCCGCCUAUCCUCUUCAUGAUGAUUCUUCCUUCCCGAGCUCGGUUCAUUUUGUCUGGGUUGGUGGAAAAUUCCUGCGUUUGUUCAUUCCCACUUCCACGUCGCUCCACAAAAUCUAAUCUCUGUUCAUCGAUUUCUAUUGGAUUGAAUUGUGGGUUUCUUUUUCUUUUUCUCUUAGACCAACUAAACAAUGGAACCGGAAUUGCUUCAAGUGAUCGUCAAUGGAGGAAUCACAUACCACCAUCUGCACCGACCGGCGUUCAUUCUCGGCGGAGGCUUUGCUCUGGUGGCGGUUUCGCUCUCCCUUCUUCUUAUCUUCCAGCACCUCCGUUCCUACACCAAUCCCUCGGAGCAGAAGUGGAUUGUGGCUGUUCUCUUCAUGGUCCCAGUCUAUGCCACUGAGUCUGUAAGUGUGUUUUUUCUUCUUUGUUUUUCGUGGGUGGCGUUUCAUGUUAAGGUGGGAAGCAGGGAAGUUGAUAAGUGUCUAAAUCAGACUCCAUUGGGUUUUGGCCGGCAGUUGUUAUCAUUGUGGAACCACAAACUAUCGCUUGCUUGUGACAUUCUAAGGAAUUGCUAUGAGGCUUUCGCCUUGUACUCUUUUGGGAGCUAUUUAGUCGCUUGUCUAGGUGGCGAAGGAAGAGUGUUGGAGAUCCUUGAAACUGAAUCCAGAAAACAAUUAGUGAAACCAUUGCUGGAAGGUGGCGAGGAGGAGAACAGUCCACAAUUGCGGCGGAAAUCUUCUAUGGUUAACUUUCUCUUCCACCCUGAUCUCAUUGGGAGGGAUUUGUUCAAUAUUGAAAGAUUCGGCCUUGUCCAAUAUAUGAUUCUGAAGACACUUUCUGCGUUCUUGGCAUUCUUGUUGGAGCUCUUUGGUGUGUAUUGUGAUGGGAGGUUCAAGUGGUACUGCGGGUACCCGUACAUUGCAGUUGUACUGAACUUCAGUCAGAUGUGGGCACUGUAUUGCCUUGUCCAAUUCUACAAUGUUACGCAUGAAAGGCUUAAACCAAUAAAGCCACUUGCUAAGUUCAUCAGCUUCAAAGCUAUUGUGUUUGCUACAUGGUGGCAAGGUUUCGGCAUUUCCCUGCUCUGUGCCUUUGGAGCUCUACCAAACGACCCCAAAUUCAGAACUGGUUUGCAAGAUUUCCUCAUCUGCAUUGAAGUAAGUCGGCAAUUUGUACUUUCUUAGGAUUCCAAGAAUUUAAGAUGAAGCAAAAUGAUUCGGUAUAUAAUACGAACUUGUAAUGAACAACAUCAUACCCAUGUUGUUUCCCUCGGAUAGGUAAGAGUUGUUUGUUUGUUCGGAUUGUCAGAUGGCCGUUGCAGCUAUGGCGCAUUCAUAUGUAUUUCCAGCAGAGGCGUACCAUUAUGUUCCCCAUUCGAAAAAUGGAAAGGCAAUAAUUGAGACUGCAAAAGAAGAGGUAAAGUUGAGUGGAAGUGGUAAAGAGGAGAAGAAAGAGGCUUUUGUGGAGAAGACUGAAACUCGAGUUGAAGCUGCAGGGACAAGUGUUACAGAGAGUGUGCAAGACAUUGUUGUUCAAGGCGGCCAACAUGUGGUGAAAGAUGUGGUGUUGACAAUCAACCAAGCAAUGGGACCGGUAGAGAAAGGCGUGACAAAGAUCCAUGAGAAGUUUCACCGACGAUCAACAAGUUCAGGACUAGAAACAGAGGAAGAAUCAGAAAUAGAAGUGGAAAAGCAGUAGUAAGAGGAGGCAAAACGAUAACCAAGGUGAGGAGCAAAUUAGGAGAUCAGGAUUCAGACCUCUCAAGAGGGUUUAUUAGGUUUUGACUUGUGGAUGCAACGUCUUUGAGUAUCCUGCUCCUGGAUAUAGUUGAAGUUUUGAAUCCAAGGUUGGUUUAUGGUAUUGAAGAUCCAGUUCCUUUCUGGCAAAGCAUUCAUCAAUUCGUAGUUGGCAUCCCUCUGUUAUGACUUUCUUUAUUCUUUUUGUAAUAACUAUAAUAAGCCCAGUGAAUGUAUAUCUUUUUUGGCUUCGUUAGUGAGAAUGGGACAUUGAUGAAAACCACACACCAUGCAUACAACACGAUUCCUAAUUGGGGUUUCAAUCAUGGAUAUGCGGAUUAAAGAAGUUGGAUGUAGAGAGGAUGAGACAAGACUGAUUUGGAAAGGAAGGUUGUUUCAAAG